AUGACCAGACAGCGCCAAUGGAGUGGACAAGACACCAGCAGUCCACCAAACGGUGGAUUGAGCAGAAGAGGUAGCAGUUAUGCCACUCGUCUCAACAAGACAUGGUUCAAGGGAAGAUAUGGGUUCAAGGACAACGUCUCGGCGAUCGAAGCGGAACGACGACGCAGCGAGCUGAAAGAUAAAAUCCUGGCUGGGGUCAGGGAUUUCAACGUCGAGAAAUAUCGCAAAACCGACGAGGAGCUCAAAUCGAUUCGCAAUACUCAAGUUCGGGCAUACUACGAAGCCCAAAAUCAAAAACUGAAUGACUGGGCAGAAGUUGAUAGCUUGGUAUGGUCAUUAGCCGACGACAUAAUCGACAGCACAAACCCGGACGCAGAUCAUGACGGAAUAAUCGAUAACAAUGCACCGCUGUAUUCCGCGGACCAUGAUUUGGAGGCAUUUCUCCCCGACAAAGAACGGGCCAAGCGACAUUACAACAGUCGUGUUGCGCAAAGGGCCCUCAAUGUUAAUGUAUCCGCCAACAUCUUGCUUUUGAUUGCAAAGAUCAUCGCAGUGACGUCCACGCGCUCGCUCUCAUUGAUCGCCUCUCUGACUGAUUCAGCCUUGGACUUCUUGUGCACCAUGAUCAUUUGGGUAACUAGCCGCCUCGCCAAUCAGAGAAUUAAUUCCAUGAAUCUGAAGUUUCCUGUCGGUCGACGUCGGCUGGAACCUCUUGGCAUCCUGGUAUUCUCCAUCCUCAUGAUCAUUUCAUUUCUGCAGAUCCUACAGGAGUCAGUCAAGAGACUUUUUCCGUCGGGAGACCACGAUACUCUCCCGUUGCCGAUGGUUGCAAUUUGGUCAAUGGCAGGAAAUGCCAUCAUCAAGGGCAUUGUUGGCAUCUUUUACUCUCGAGUGAAGUCCUCACAGGUGCAGACAUUAGUUCAGGAUUGCAAGACAGAUGUGUAUUUCAACACAGCGUCUCUCAUUUUUCCUCUAAUAGGAUCUAAAUGUGGCAUUUGGUAUUUGGAUCCUUUAGGAGCAGCAUUGCUGUCGCUUUACGUUGUAUACGACUGGGCAAACACAGCAUUUUCAACUAUCGUCAGGCUGACUGGCGCAGCGGUCUCACCCCAAAUGGACAAGAAGCUGAUGUAUCUGGCGUGGCGGUUUUCUCCGCUAGUUGAUGCAUAUAAGUCAAUGACGGCCUAUCAUGUUGGCGAUGGUAUUGUGGUCGAAGUUGAAAUUGCGCUAGAUGAGAGCACUUCACUUGUUAAAGCGCAUGAUAUUUCGCAGACCAUGCAGUAUUGUUUCGAAGGACUCGCGGAAGUAGAUCGAAGCUAUGUGACAGUGGACUACAGUUCUCUUGGUCUCCAAGGUCAUGCCGUACACUCGGGAUGA
Molecule: messenger RNA, 1374 nt
Organism: Penicillium cinerascens
Lineage: Eukaryota; Fungi; Ascomycota; Eurotiomycetes; Eurotiales; Aspergillaceae
Product: cation diffusion facilitator family transporter
Exons: 4
Coding region: 1-1374 (457 amino acids)
Biological process (GO): monoatomic cation transport; transmembrane transport
Cellular component (GO): membrane
Molecular function (GO): monoatomic cation transmembrane transporter activity
Source: RefSeq, a predicted model, not a curated record